Molecule: messenger RNA, 11934 nt
Organism: Ramularia collo-cygni
Lineage: Eukaryota; Fungi; Ascomycota; Dothideomycetes; Mycosphaerellales; Mycosphaerellaceae
Product: related to HECT
Exons: 2
Coding region: 1-11934 (3977 amino acids)
Biological process (GO): proteasome-mediated ubiquitin-dependent protein catabolic process; protein polyubiquitination; positive regulation of protein catabolic process
Molecular function (GO): ubiquitin-protein transferase activity
Source: RefSeq, a predicted model, not a curated record
AUGGGGAGGAUUGCAAAGGAGCCCGCGGAGCAUCACAAGGCGACUCUCUCCCCGUUUGUUAGCGAAUUCAUCGAGCGCGCCACCAAGAUCCCAUUACAUGAGCUACCCGCUCUGCUCGAUGGCUUUCCCCAGCAUUGGCCGAUGCCACGCGGCGAUCUCUACCACUGGAUCCCACUACUGAAUCGCUUCGACCACGUGCUCGAGCUCUUCAACAAGGAGUAUGGCCUCGAUGAUGGCCCGCAGACACAGCCGUUCCAACGGAGACUUCUAGAACGAGGCGAUGCAGAGGCAGAUAUGCCGUAUCCAAAGGCUGGCGCCCAGCUGCAGGAGCUUGACACUAUGGGAUACUCGGCAGAAGGAGACAGGGAGCUUGUCGAGUCGCUGCUACACUUCACUCGGAUCCUGCUGGAGCACUGUGGAAAUCGCRGCAUCUACGCUAGCAGCACGCAUCUCAGCAACCUACUCCAUACAAUUUCACUCAGCCUCCUUCGACUGUGUCUGAAGCUGGGGCUACGUUUGGCUCAGCGUUAUCAGGUGGCACGAUAUAAGAGUGGUCACCCAAGCGCUCAGCCCGCAUUGCUCGCCAAGCACUACAACUUCAACCUGGACAACCUGCAUAAGAUCGCCAUGCCCUUUCCGAAGCCUCCAAACUCGACAGCCCCGUUCGGUCAGACUCCAGGCAAGGGCAAAGACAAGUCCAGUUUGUCCUCAUCUUUCAACCCCUCCGAUCUAGUGGCCAUUGCGAAGACUCCGCUCUCAACUGCCAUGAGACAAGAGAUGUCAGCCGUUGCCUUGAGCUACUACGAACAGUCCACUGUGGUAUCGAGCACAGAUGUGAUUUUGGAAGACGCUACGCCUGUGACACCAACGCCAGCGCGCAGAACGUCCAAUCUUGGCCCGUCUAGAGAUCGACCAUCAGCCGGUGAGCGGACAAUCAGUGCUGAGGAUCUUUCAGCGACCCCUGUAAAGUCUCGGGAGGUAGACAGCGUCACCGCUUCGACUUCGCCAAGGUCCUUCCACAUCACCGCCGAGGAAGUAUURCAGGCUCCCGCCUGGUCAUUGCUUGCUAACGCUCUGCCCAAUUUGCCAACUGAGGUGCGGUAUGAGCUUUUGAACCGUGUGCGGAUAGCAAAAUCCUUUGCGACAUCAGACUCGACCAACCAGGAGCUGCUGGAGAUUCGUCUGCUUGCGAUUGCCAAUUUGGCCUUUGCAUUGAAUGAGUCCAAGUUUCAGGAAAAGGUCGGCAUACCUGAUGCAGAAGAGCCCCGCCGAUUCCAUCUGGCACAGCAGCUCUGCGAUUUGCUGCAGCCACCUUCGGCAGGCCAAGUCGCACUCACACUGCAGAUGGAGACUACUGUUGUGAUGGGCUUGGAAGCGCUGACCAAGAGCCGGCAUAAGGUGACCGAGGUCGCCGAUGCUCUUGCAAUCACUGUCAACCAUGGAGCACUAUACUAUGAGCUGCGCAAGGUCGUUGCUGCGCUCAACAUGGAAGAGAAAUCGGACAAGAAGGUCGAGGCUGAAGAGAGCGAAUGGCGCGAUGCUACAUUUGACCUCGUUAACAGCCUGCUGGGUGCCAACGCUCAGGCCCGUUAUGCGGAAAAGAUGGUCACAGCCGGCAUCAUGGCAAUCCUCGUGGAAGUUCUGAGCAUGCGGACCUCUCGCGCAGAGCGGUGCUAUGAGCGAGUACUGCAGUUCUUCGACAGCUUCAUUCACGGGAUCCCCACGGCUUUUCAAACUCUUGCUAAUGUCAACGGGCUCAACAUCAUCGCGGAUCUGACCGCCYACCAGGUGGAGGCCGCCAUCGGAAAGGUCACCAAUGGUGAGGGGCUUCCUGCCGAAUUCAAAUCCAGCGUCAACGACUACGAGAUUCCGUUCUACCACCAAUGCACGCUUCGGCAGCUCUUCAAGAACACUGUUCACAUGUUCGAGCACAAUGCGGGUACUUACGAUCGGCUGCUCAGAAAUCUCAUUGAUACGCCUCAAAUCCUCGGUGCACUUGGUAAAGUCAUGGCCAAAGCUGAGACGUUUGGCUCAAAUGUGUGGAGCGGAGCUCUGAACAUCAUCACAAGCUUCAUUCACAACGAACCGACUUCCUACCAAGUUAUUGGCGAAGCGGGUCUUGCAUCGGCAUUUUUCGAGGCAAUCACAGGUACGAAGGUCCCUGAUGAGCUGCCUGCUCUCGACAGCUUCAAGCCGCUCGCGCAAGUCCAGCACUUUGAGACGACCGAUGAUGGUGAGCCCGUGUAUCCCAACAUCGAUGGCAUUCUUCCCGUCGCCGAAGUCAUGUCGGACGUCCCAAAUGCGUUUGGCGCUUUCUGCCUCAACGAGUCUGGCAUGCAGCUUUUCCAAGCAUCCGGUGCUUUGGUAAAAUACUUUGAUGUCUUCUUGUCCCCGAAGCAUAUGCAGGCUAUUGAGGACGAGGAUCAUGCUGCCAUGAUUGGACAGCAAUUCGAUGAACUGUCACGCCAUCACCCUCGCCUGAAAGAUCACAUCAUGGCGGCGGUGUUCAACAUGCUCAGGCGUCUCAAGGAGCUUUGCGUAAUUCUGGCAGCCCAGCAACACUCCGGCGCGAAACUUUGGGAAGUCAAAGAGGACGAAAGUGUCAUUGCUGGUGGUCUCGAUGCUCUGCGUGGUCCCUCUACAGCAGACUACAACGGUGCGUUCGGCUCUGUAAAGACUUCUGCCCGGAACCAGGAUGCUGCGGAGGACGACCAAGAACGUGCCCCCACCGUGCCAUAUCUGAGCGUAUGCUUCAAGUUCUUGGAAGGAUUCUUCCAUAACAACAGMAUGACUGCCCUGUUCUGCGAAGAGUCUGGCAUUGACUUGAUUCUCGAUCUUGCACUGUCUCCAGGUAACCCGCACGACAUGGUCGCCUUUCCUGUCUUCAGCAAGAUCACCCAAGUAAUCAAGCUCAUGGGAGAAGCGAGGCCACACCUGGUGCUCCCAAGCGUGGUGAAGCGUACGCAGUCCACAUUCCUCAGCCUAACGGAGUUGAUGGGAAGCGAGGACAGAGUCAGCUCUUUCAUCCAAUACACCAACUUCUCAGAGCCGCCAAUCGACACUCCCACGACACGGGGCACAGACGGCACCACUACUGUCAAGCACCUCGCCCACGCACAGAUACUCGCGCAUCUACUUGGUCGCACGCUGGCGCCGCCGCCGUACAGCGUGCGGCAUGGGAGCCAGAAUAAUGGACUCUUUGCCAGCAUCAACCUCACAGACGUGUACAUUCAGCUCAUCCAAAGCAUCAGCAAGCUACAUGCCACAUGUAUCUGGGAGAACCUCCUCCUUCAGCGAGACCUGUCUGACAAGGUCAAGACAUUGACAGAGCCACGCCCGUACAUCGCGCGUCGCAUUGACAAGAACGGCGUUGUGAAGGUGUCCCCAGACAAAUCUCCGAGUGCAGUCAAACAAGCCGAGGCCGAGGGUGAAAAGCCUGAAAACGGAAGCAGGAGAGAGAAGCUCGCGCUCAAGAACAUCAAGACUCUUCGCUAUCUGUUGAGCCAGGUGCCUGCGGGGAUGGAGGCUGUGUUUCACUCUCUUGCUCAAGCAAUCGUGACCAAGCGCAUCGAUCCUUCUACGAAACAGCACUCCAUUCACGUUGCCGAGUGUCUGGCAAAGGCCUUGCUUUGGGAGCUUGACUUCCGCCGCAACCAUGAGUCUGACGAUGCGACCGAGACCAAAUACGUUGCCCAUAUUCUCGGAUACCUCAGUCGAACGCUGCUGCGCAACUCUCACACCAUGGAGGCAUACCACACCAACACCAAGGAAGCGCUGACCCUGCUGUUGUCCAAGUUCUACAUUGCGGACGGCUUCACAAAGUUGAACGGCUACCUCGAGCGCUUUAGCAAUAUGAUCUCGAGCCAAGACCAGGACAAGAUUUUGCCGCAAACAAAAGAUGCAGUCCACGCCAUCUUGUCCUUUUACAGCCACGUUGUGAGACACAAAUGCAUCAACGAAGCUACGCAGUCGCAAAUCAUCCAGACGAGGGAUCGAAACCAGGCAGAAUUCUUCAUUCCUGGACAAUUCUUGGUUGAGAUCAGAGAGGCGGUACUGCCUGCCAUCAGUCGCAUUUGGCAUUCCAGGGACAUCGAUAAGUUCACAGAUGUGAACACGAAAUCUAUCGUGGAAAUACUUCGUCACAUCCUGAAGGCGGAGGGUGAAGAUCGUGCAUUGAAGCGAAGCGACAAGGCCAGUCGGCGCGUACAGCUGCACAAACCAGAGUUCAAGCUCACAAGCUCAGCCGGACUGACUGCACUCCGGGCAAAGGGCUUUGGGGCUGCACUCAGCAGGGAGGCUCUAUACCGAUGCAACAAUUCCGAGGCCAACGCCGAGGCUUACUGUAGGCUGCGACUGAARGACAGCCAUGUACCGCGAUUCCCAAUCCCCGAAGGCGAGCCCGCCGAAGGUGAUAACGACGACUCAGCUCCGGCCGCGGAGACGAUUGACGCGGACGCACACAUGACGUCCGGAGCCGCCGACGAGACUGAGGAGGCUGACCUACACCGCACCGUUGCUCCGACUCUCACGAUCGAUGCCGAUGGCAACCCGCGGAUAGUCCACCCCAGAGGCGGAAGCAACGAAAUCACGUCGGAUGAUGACAAUCUGGGCACACUCGGAGCGAUCCCAGAUGACGUCAGAAACGACAUGCUGGCAAUGACAGAUCCACGCUCUCGCGACAUUCUCGCGUCACUGAGCUUGGGGCAGACCAAGGACACCCAAGUGUUGUUCAGGACUGUCGAUGAUCUGAACGACAGUCGCGACGCUCUUCGUGAGGAUCUCGUCGACCGGUGCCUCGACGUUUUGAGUGCGCAGCCCACAAUAACAUUCGAGCUUGCAGACCUCAUUCAGGCAGCGGUGGCAAAAGCCGGCGAAGGUGCAAACCCUCGCGCGGAGAUUGGUUCAACUCUGGUACAAUCCUUGAUGUCUUUGAAGCAAUCCGAAGAGCCGACAAGCAAAGAACUGGCGACCAAGAUUCAAGCUUACGCUCAUCUUGUGGCGCUCAUCCUCCAAGAUCGUGACUUCUUCGACUCCACUUUGGACGACUUGAAGGAGUACUUCAGCGACUUGGUCGAUUGGGUACAUCUGGAGCCAGAUCAAAAGGCGGAAGAUGCACCAUGGAUUCGCACCGUCUUGCUCAUCAUCGAGCGUGUCCUUGCCGAAGAUGAGCAGCCCGUCGAGGUGGAAUGGGUCCCACCCCCAACAGACGAUCCUCUGAAGCCGCUGCCGGUACCUGAAGUUGCCGAGCCUGUGGUAUCAAAAGAGCAUCGAUCUCGUCUCUUUGACGCUCUGAUUGGCAUUUUGCACAAGGUCGGCAAGAACCCCACUCUCGCUUUGUCCAUCUGUCGUGUGCUGGUUGUGCUCACACGCCGGCGUGAUCUUGCUACACGUUUGAGUGAGAAGUAUACCCUUGGACGACUUUUCCUGAUGAUUCGCCAGUUGGCGGGUUCCGUCGAUGAAAAGCUACAAGGCUCAUUCAUGCUCAUCCUGCGACACAUGGUGGAGGAUGACGAGGUGGUUCGCCAGAUCAUGCGGGCGGAGAUUAAAGCUGUCUUUGAGAAUCAUCGUUCAUCCCGGGCCAUGGACACUACCCUCUACAUUCGCAACCUCCAUCACCUGGCUUUGCGCAGCCCUACCAUUUUUGUCGAAGUUACACAGGAGCUUCUUGAGGUCGCCAACUUUGACGGCCAUCCACAUCGUGCACAGGCACUGACCCUGAAGAAGACCGUCGACCCACCCGCAGAAGACAAGACGGGUCCUAUUGUUGAGGCUGCAGGGUCUGCAGUUGAUGCAGAUGUCGACACCGAGAAGCUGGUGGAAUCCAAGCUCGCGGCGGUUGAUACCACCGAUGGCGUGGUCCAGUUCCUGCUCAGGGAGCUUUCCAACUUCAAGGAUGUUGAGGACAAGCCCGUUCAAGCUCCAAAGGACGACCAACCUGAGAGGGCUGCCAUGGACGACUUUUCUCCUGACGUUGAGAUGCCCGACGCCGUGGCACCUGUCGCUGGUGCCCCACCGACGACUUCCACUACCGAGGCGAAGGCCGGCAGCAWGCCGCCAUUCAAACCAGAGGAGCACGUGAUUUACAUCUAUCGCUGCUUUGUCUUGCAAUGCCUCGCCGAGCUUCUUGCCUGCUAUAACCGCACCAAGGUUGAGUUUAUCAACUUCUCACGGAAAUCAGACAGCAAUCCUGCCACACCUUCCAAGCCUCGCUCUGGCACUUUGAAUUACUUGCUGAACACGCUUCUGCCUCCUGGGACUUUGGAGCACCGUGACGAUGUCGCACAUCGUAAAAAGGUCGCGACCUCCAAUUGGGCGACUCAAGUUCUGGUUUCGUUGUGCACAAAGACGCAAGAAAACCACCUCGGCCACGGACAGGCGACAGAUUCAAGCGACUUUUCCGCCAAGGAGCCUGAGCUCACUUUUGUGCGCAAAUUCGUGCUCGAGMACGCCCUGCGGUCCUUCAAAGAUGCGACCUCUUCCGCGGAGCCUCUGGACCAACGCUAUUCACGGCUCCUCGUGUUGGGUGAGCUCUUCAACAAGAUGCUCAGUGGUAAACUUGAGAUUCAGCGAUCAGGUGCCGUACCAACCGGUCACUUUUCUUCCCAUCAGCACAUGGGCAGAUUGAUGUACGAGAAGAACUUCAUCGGCACCCUGACCUCUGCCAUUGCUGAAUUGGAUUUGAACUUCCCCAACGCGAAGCGCGCCGUUAAGUACAUUCUUGGUCCACUCAAGCAAUUGACCGAUCUCGGCGUUUUGCUCAGCCAAACCACGGACCUUUCUUCAUCCAGUGGACCCGGAACAAGCGCUGAUGAGGACGACAUCUCCUCUGCGACGUCUGUUUCGGAGGAUGACGAUGACCGUGAGCAAACACCCGACCUCUUCCGGGGCUCCUCUCUUGCCAUGUUCGAGACAGGCCAAGAGGACGACGAAUCUGAAGAUGAUGAUGAUGAGGACGAGGGUAACGAAAUGUACGAGGACGGCUACGAGGACGAGAUGGACUAUGAGGAGGAGCCUGCUCCCGAUCACGGCGAAGUUGUAAGCGAUGACGACGAUGACUUGCACGGCAUGGGCGAGAUCGAAGGCGUUCCAGGUGAUGUUGAAAUGGACGUUGAUGUUAUGAUGGAAGACGGUGAGGAGGACUCGGACGACACAUCUGACGACGACGACGAAGAUGAUGACGACGACGACGAUGAUGAAGAUGACGAUGACCCAGAUGGAGAAAUCGAAUUCGCAGAUCAUAUGGAUGAGAUCACCGGCGAUGAUGACAACGCCAGCUUGGAUGAGCACGAUCACGAGGGCGAUUGGGAAGACGAAGAUGCCGACGACUUUGAAGACCGUGUCGAAAUUCAUGACGGCGGCUCUCCUCACGGCGGUCCGCUAGAACACAUCGCUCAUGUCCUUGGUGCAGACGAUCCGUCCGAGGCGGGCGAUCAUGAUGGCAUCGUGCGCAUUGACAUGGACGCUGGAGAAGACGAGUUUUUCGAAGAUGAAAUGGCGCCUGAAGGCGACGAAGAUGAAGACGGGGAGGAAUACGGCGCCGACAUCGUCUACGAGCCCGAGAUGGAGGACGAUGAUGAUGAAGAUCAGGAUGGCGGGUGGGCCGCAUGGGAAACCCAACCUCCCCCUGCAGCGAUCCUGCGUGGUCAUCAUCAUCACCACCAUGCCCCACGGGUAUUCGAGCAGAUGUUGGGUGGAAUGAUGGGUGAUCCACUGCGUCCUGGGCACUUCCGGACCCAUCGCGCAACUCCAAACUCACGAGACGAGGACGGCAUCAACCCACUCCUUCAGCGGGACGGAGGAGCUGGCAGCGCAAACCGCGAACGCGAGCUCGAGGCCCUUGGCGGCUAUCGCAUGCCAGGCCGGCGAGCAUACUUGCCCCGAUCCAACGACCAUGCUUUCCUCGAACUCCUCGAACACCAUGUCGCUACCGUGCCUGCGACAGGCGCACCUGGUAUCAUCAACGUUAAUCUGGGUGAAGGGGGGCUUCCCGGUCUAUCUGCUCUACCCUCCAUGUUUCGCAUUGAAGGCAGACACGCUAUCAACGCGCCGUGGUUCGAGCUUGAUCACAGCAGGCCGCUGCGCGAGCAAAUGACCAUGGGACGAUGGGGAGACAUGGUGCUCAGUGGACGGCCAACAGAUCGAGCCAAUCCCCACAACGAUGAGGCGUCCGCUGUCGAAUUUCGACCUUCGCAGACUAGCCUCCGCUGGCAGGAAGAGGCACGCAUGCUGUUUGGAGGCAAAUUUCAAGACAAAGCCACCCGCGUCCUCAACAUGCUAUUCCGCGUUUUGCUGCCUCAGGCAAUGGAAGCUAAGAGAAUUCAGGAGGAGAAGAAUGCGGAAGCAGCGUUGGAAGCGACCAGGAUAGCCGUGGCGCGACAGAAGGAGAUUGAGGCGGAACAGAAGGAGCUGAAGGAGCGAGAAGCACAGAAGCAAGCAGAGGCCGAGGCACUCGCGGCGCAACAAGCUGCAGAGGCUGCGGAGGCUGCGGAGGCCGCGGAGGCUGCGGGUGCUGCGGAGGCUGCUCUGACUGGAUUGGGUGCUGUCGAGACAUCAGAGAUGGAAGGUGUGGUGUCAGCCCCGGAGAGCGGCUCUGCUGAAGCACCGGCUCCAGAGGAGCCAAAUGCGGAGAGAAUUACCAUCAAUUUCCGUGGACGAGAACUCGACAUCACCAGCCUGGGUAUCGACCGCGAGUACAUUGAGGCGCUCCCGGAAGAGAUGCGAGAAGAGGUCAUCAUGACUCAAUUCGCAACGCAGCGGAGCCAAGCAGCAGCGUCCGAGACACCCAGUGAGAUCAGUCGGGAGUUCCUCGAUGCUCUACCUCAGGAGAUGCAGCGUGAACUUCUGCGUCAAGAGCAGAAUGAACGCCGCAGAGCGCGCAACGAAACUCAACGACGUGCUGCCGCUCAAGAGGGAAGUGCUGCGGCUCCACUUGCGCCGCCAGAAGAGAUGAACAAUGCCGACUUUAUGGCGAUGCUCGAUCCUGCACUCCGACAAGCCGUGUUGAUGGACACGGAUGAAGCCACUCUGGCUACUCUACCAGAUGAACUCCAAGCAGAAGCUCGUGCGUUACUCGGCGAUCGCCGGGCAGCACGUCCUGAUCAACAAAAUCGACUCGCACGAGGCAUGGAAGCUGCAACCGCUCGCAUCUUGGGCGGCCAACCUCCAGCUCCGCGCGAUGAUGGAGAGACUCGCGAGGUCAGCAGACAACGUCGCCCAAUCGUUCAAAUGCUCGACAAGGCUGGUAUUGCAACUCUACUGCGCCUCAUGUUUGUGUCGUUGAACUCCAAGCCCCGGACAAAUCUACACGGAAUUCUUUCCGACGUCUGCAAAAACACACAAAACCGCUCAGAGGUCAUCAGCAUUCUCUUGUCCAUACUUCAAGAUGGGACGGCCGAUGUAAAUGCUGUUGAGCGGAGCUUCGCACAGCUGUCACUGAGAGCCAAGCAGCCAUCGGGGCCCAAGACACCGCAAACUCUGAAACGUACUCUCACCGGCCAACAGAGUAUCACUUCAAGCACCGAGCUCUCCCCACUUAACAUCGUUUCACAAUGCUUGGGCACGCUGAAUUCCCUCGCGAAUGACAACCCUCGAGUGCCCUCGUUCUUCCUGAAUGAGCAUGAGACUAUUGUGAGCCAAAAGCCCAAGACUGCAAAGAAAGGCAAGGGACGUGAGAGCAAAGCUGCGAAAUUCCCGCUCAACGCUCUUCUGACCCUGCUGGAUCGAAAGCUCAUCACCGAGAACACCACCGUGAUGGAGACUUUGGCAUCACUUCUGAGCAGCGUCACACACCCUCUGACUAUAUUGCUGCGACGUGCAAAGGAAGCUCAGGAUGUUGAAAAGGCUGGGAUUGAGAAGGCCGGGGUUGRGAAGGCCACACAAACAACUGCGCGUCCUCAAACUGCCACUUCAGACGUUCCAAUGGAAGACACCUCCCCCGCAGAACAGCCAGGUGAUGGCAAUGUUGGAUCUGCAUCCGCUGAUGCAGAGCCUGACGCUGUCAAAGACACCAAUGUCCCCGAGGCGAAGAAGAAGAAGAAUCGUGAUCUCACGCCACCCGAGGUGCCAGAGGAGAACAUUCGUUUGGUUGUCAAUAUUCUUGCAGCCCGCGAAUGUCCAAGCAAAACGUUCAGCGACACACUGGACAUUAUCAAGAAUUUGUCCGCCAUUCCCGGUGCAAAAGAGGUGUUUGGCCGUGAACUUAUCCGUCAGGCGCAAGAACUUGGACAAGCAUUGCUGGAGGAUCUCGAAGAACUCUCCAACCAGAUCAAAUCCGCCGAGACGGGCACCGAGCUUCAAGGUAUGGCCCUCGCAAGCUUCUCCUCCGCUGGAUCCAAGCAAAGCAAGCUGCUCCGCGUAUUGGUGGCACUUGAUCACCUCUUCGACCCUAAGCGCAUGCCCGCAUCUCCUACCGGGGAGCAGAAGCUCAAGGAAGACAUUUUGGCCUCUCUCUACGACAGCAACAAGUUCGACAAGCUUUGGAACAGUCUCAGCGUCUGCCUGACUGCGAUUCGCGAGCGCGGCAACAUGGUGAAUGUGGCAACCAUCCUACUGCCACUGAUUGAAUCCUUGAUGGUUGUGUGUCGGAACAGCAGCCUCAAGCAACCAGGAGCACCCACAAUGGAUGCCGUCAUCGGCUCGCCUGCACCAGAGUCACGCAUCGGAGGCUUGUUCUUCARCUUCACCGAUGAGCAUCGCAAGAUCCUCAACGAGCUGAUUCGCAACAACCCCAAGCUCAUGAACGGCAACCUCGCCGUUCUUGCCAAGAACUCCAAGGUGCUUGAGUUUGACAACAAGCGGAGCUACUUCAGUCGCAAGCUGCACGACCGUCGCUCCGAGGCACGCGUCGCACAUCCAACAUUACAAUUGAGCCUGCGUCGCUCCGAGGUCUUCCUCGACUCAUUCAAGUCUCUGUAUUACAAGACUGCGAACGAGAUCAAAUACGGCAAGCUGAACAUUCGCUUCCACAACGAAGAGGGUGUUGACGCAGGCGGUGUUUCGCGAGAAUGGUUUGCAGCAAUGGCGAGGCAGAUGUUUGAUGCCAAUUACGCUCUCUUCACCCCGGUGGCAUCCGACCGCACAACGUUCCACCCCAACACGAUGAGUGGAAUCAACGGCGAGCAUUUGAUGUUCUUCAAGUUCGUCGGUCGCAUCAUCGGAAAAGCACUGUACGAGAACCGUGUUCUGGACUGCCACUUCAGCAGAGCCGUUUACCGACGCAUUCUCGGCAAGUCCGUUUCUCUCAAGGAUAUGGAGUCUCUUGACCUCGAUUACUACAAAUCUCUUGUAUGGAUUCUGGAGAAUGACAUCACAGAUGUCACCUUUGACACGUUUUCUACCGACGUGGACAAGUUCGGCUUGAAGGAGACGAUUGAUUUGAUUCCAAAUGGUCGCAACAUCCCUGUAACAGAGGAGAACAAGCACGAAUACGUUCGGCAUGUGGUCGACUAUCGUCUCGUCACCUCGGUCAAAGAUCAGCUCGACAACUUCUUGGAAGGCUUCCACGAAAUCAUCCCGAUCGAGCUUGUGUCAAUCUUCAACGAACAGGAGCUGGAACUUCUCAUCUCCGGUCUGCCUGAAAUUGACGUGGAUGACUGGAAGAACAACACCGAGUACACAAACUACCAGCCCACCUCACCACAGAUUAUGUGGUUCUGGCGAGCUGUCAAGAGUUUCGACAAGGAGGAGAAGGCCAAGCUUCUUCAGUUCAUCACCGGCACCAGCAAAGUACCGCUCAACGGCUUCAAGGAGCUGGAAGGCAUGAAUGGCUUCUCCAAGUUCAGCAUUCACCGUGAUUAUGGCAACAAGGACAGGUUGCCGUCCAGUCACACGUGCUUCAAUCAGCUCGACCUUCCCGAGUACGAGAGUUAUGAGGCUCUCCGACACCAGUUGUACCUUGCCAUUACGGCAGGCAGCGAGUAUUUUGGUUUUGCUUAG